Xenopus laevis (African clawed frog) is the source of this 5790-nucleotide messenger RNA. RefSeq names its product erythroid differentiation regulatory factor 1 S homeolog (gene edrf1.S). The record is from RefSeq and is a predicted model, not a curated record. Bases 104 to 3649 code for a protein of 1181 amino acids. NCBI's taxonomy places the organism in Eukaryota, Metazoa, Chordata, Amphibia, Anura, Pipidae. Gene Ontology annotation, biological process: positive regulation of DNA-templated transcription. The transcript has 24 exons.
GGGAUUUUGUCGAACACUUCCGGGUCGAAUGGAAGCCGGUCUGGAAGUUUCUAGUGCGGGCGCUGGUGUGUAGGUAUCGCAUGUAGCUGAAGUGAAGUCGGAAAUGGAUAACGAGGAGUCUGCAGGAUGUGCGAGCCCACAGAAUCCCUCACACAGCGAGGAGAAUACAGAGGAACCUGCAGAGGAAUUCUUGCUGUCUCUUGGUGGCAGUGAAGUGAAAAGCAGGGCCAUUGUGAAAUAUUCCUCUGCCCCACCUUCUACAUUUGCCCGCCUUCAGGAGAAGACAGAUUUAAAGCUUCCACCGGCCAACUGGCUAAGGGAAAAUGCCAAUCUUGGACCCGCCAUCCAAAGCAGCAGCAAAAGCAAGCCAUUUUCGAGCUUUGGCAUGGCAUAUGAUUUUAUCGACACAGUUGGAAAGGAGGUGGAUGUUGUGGCUGAUUCAGAGAACAUAAAGAAACUGCUGAAGAUCCCAUAUAGCAAGUCUCAUGUGAGUAUGGCUGUUCACCGCAUUGGGAGGACGUUGCUUCUGGAUGAACUGGACAUUCAGGAGCUCUUCAUGAGAUCCUCUCAGACAGGAGACUGGACAUGGCUAAAAGAGUUCUAUCAGCGUCUGAUGGAUCAAAAGUGGCAAAGGAAAAAGAAGAGUAAAGAGCAUUGGUACCAGAAGGCUAUUCUCUCCAAGUUCUUAUACUACAGUAUCAAUGGAGAUGAUACCGCAGAACCAGUUCCGUCAGCUCCAAAUGAGCCCAGAGAAGCUCAAGAUCUUGGAGGGCAAACCAGCCGUGAACAUGUUGCAUGGCCAGCCCCAUUUGAAACACUUUCCUCUGUAUCAGAUGAUGGGGGAGCUUCCAAUCAGGGACUUAAAAAUGACUUUGUCAGAAAUAUCCUUUGGACGUUUGAAGAUAUUCACAUGCUGGUAGGCUCCAAUAUGCCUAUCUUUGGUGGUGGUCGGUAUCCUGCUGUAAGCUUGCGCCUCAGGGACAACAAUAAGCCAAUCAAUGUGCUGACUGGUAUUGAUUAUUGGUUGGACAAUCUGAUCUGUAAUGUCCCUGAACUUGUGAUGUGUUUCCAUGUGAACGGGAUUGUACAGAAAUAUGAAAUGAUCAAGACAGAAGAUAUCCCAAAUCUGGAGAACUCAAAUUUUUCGACUACAGUUAUUAAAGACAUUGCACAGAAUAUUUUAUCGUUUUUGAAGUCUAAUUGCACAAAAGAAGGGCACACCUACUGGCUUUUUAAGGCUAGUGGCAGUGACAUAGUAAAGCUCUAUGAUCUAACGACUCUUUGUGAGGAAACUGAGGAUAAAUACCAAAACCCGUUCACCAUGCCCGUGGCCAUUCUUCUUUACAAGGUGGCUUGUAACAUGAUGAUAAAGAAAACCCAAAACAGGAAGCACUACGGAACCAUCCGAACAUUGUUAUUAAACUGCCUGAAGUUAGUGGACAAGGGGAGGCACCCACAAAUUAUUGCAUCAGCCAAUUACAUGCUUUCAGAACUUUUCCAACUGGACGAGCCAAAGAAAGAAGAAAGUGGGGAUGUCCCGUCCAAUGGCAACUCGGAUGAAAGCUAUAGUGAAGAGGAGGAGGAAGAAAUGGCCGACAGCGACGAAACGGUCUCUUACAACUCCACGUCGGAAAUUACAGAGGACUCCAAAGCCAUCGCUGUCAUUAAAUCAGUCAGGGAAUUAUCUGUGCCAGAGAAAUAUAAAUCCACCCAUCAGAUACGGUCUAGCUGCACAUUCCCAGUUUGCAGUGACACUGAGGAACGCUGCCGAUUAGUGCUCAGUUACGUUUUAGAGGGGUUAAAAUGUGUUGACAGCAGUGUGAAGAAGGACGGGGAGCUCCCAGCUGCCGAUCCGAGUACUCCUAUCCCACUGAAAUAUGAGGACGAUUCAGCCGACAGGCCCGAGUGCGUGGAAAAGCAAAUGGAGUUAUUUCUCCAUAAAAUGGGAUUGUCAGAGAAUAAGUGCUCCAGCCUAUUUGGGAUUGUUCCGGGUGCCUGGCAGUUCAAAAUAAAGCUCCAGCUAAUACUGAAAGCCUCAAAAGCAUAUUACGUGCUCUCGGAUGCAGCAGUGAGCCUACAGAAAUAUGGCAGAGCACUGAGAUACAUCAAGCUGGCAUUACAGUGUCACGAUGCCUACAGUGGCCUAUGCACCAGCAUUGUGCCCGAUGUGAUGCUCCUUCUCUGUCAGUACCUCACUCUAUGCGGGGACGUCCAGUUAAUGCUGGCCCAGAAUGCAAGCAACCGCGCUGCCUAUUAUGAAGAGUAUAGUUACCAAACCCGAGAUGACCAGGAAAUCCUGCAUAGUCUUCAAAGGGAAUCCAGCUGCCAAGGUUUUUCAUGGGCCACUGAUCUGAUCAAUGACCUGGGUUGCCAGCUCUCCGUUAGUUGCAGAUGCUAUGAAUCAGCCAGUGAAAUUCUGACGUUCACAAACCCGCAGAUCCAGAACCCAGAACAGAGCACGCAGGUCCUGAAACGCCUUGGGAAUAUCCGGAACGAAAUCGGAGUGUUUUAUAUGAAUCAAGCAGCUGCUUUGCAGUCAGAGAGAUUAGGAAAUAAAAGCGUCUCCAGCGCAGAACAAGACUUACUGCAGAAGAGCUUCUCUAGCUUUGAGAAAGGAAUCUCCAACUUUGAUUCAAUUAAGGACUUGACCAAUAUUGCCCUCUUACUGUGCAACAUGGGCCGCUUAAUGCGGAUUUGUGCUCAGGCUCAUUCUAGCAGCGGAACUGAUGUCAGCAGAGGGGAAUUCUCUUCAGAUGAGGCUCAUUACUAUAAUAAGGCUGUUGAAUACUAUCACAACGCUUUAAAGGCUUUAGAUAAAAGAGAAACCCAUCAGGCCGUGUGGGACUCUGUUUACUGGGAGCUGUCAACGACCUAUUUUACCAUGGCCACCUUGCUCCAGGAUUAUGCCCCUCUCUCGAGAAAAGCCCAAGAACAGAUUGAGAAAAAAGUAACGGAAGCCAUGAUGAAGUCCCUGCAGUACUGUGAUGUUGACACUGUGUGUGCGAGACAACCACUGUGCCAGUACAGAGCAGCAACCAUUCAUCACCGGCUGGCCUCCAUGUAUCACAGCUGCUUAAGGAACCAGGUGGGUGACGAACACUUAAGGAAACAGCACCGGGGCCAGGCGGAUCUGCAUUACAGUAAAGCCGUAAAACUUUUCCAGUUCCUAAAGGACGCUCCAUGUGAGCUGUUGCGGGUGCAGCUGGAGAGAGUUGCCUUUGCCGAAUUUCAGAUGUCAAGUCAGAACAGCAGCGCUGGGAAGCAGAAGACUCUGUGUGGAGCUCUGGAUAUCAUGAUAAAAACCCGAUGUGCGUUGGUCGUUAUUCACAAGGAGCUGCUGUCCGAGUCUGACCAGGGGUGUGCACAUGGAAGCGUGGCAUCAGAGGAUUCCUCGGCUAAUCUCGGCAAGGAGGAAAUACUCAAACUGGUCAAUAUAUUUGAGUCCCGUCUGUCAUUCCUCCUCCUGCAGUUUGUGAAACUUCUCAGCGCAUCAAAGAAGAAAAACAGUGUCCCCGAGGAGGAGGCAUCUCUGAGAACAUACAAGCAAGUUUACUCCAAUCUGUUACGGGCUACGACCAACACAAGCGCAACCCUGAGCGAGCGCCUCAGCCUUCUAAUACAUUUACUGGAUCAGCUGACACCUCCGUGACGCCUCGUUGUUUCCCAGUGUGCCUUGUUAAUCCCGGGAUUAGCCGCGGAACGCAACCCGAAACAAAAUAUGCAACGUGCUGCUGUGUAAAUAAAAACGGACGUUUGAAAGACAAUAAGGCUGUUAUUGAAGAGCGUGAGAGAUGCCAUACUGAUGUACAGGUUGGAUCUGAGCGAGUGAAGCCAGACGAUGUUGAUUGUGUUGCACAGAAACGGUCUGGUCAAAAUGCCAAAAGUUUCCCAGGUAGAAGUUCAUGGGCUGCUGUUCUCUCCUUUUUGUACUUGCCCUUUAUAUUUGUUCCAUUGAAACAAUAAGGGGUGAAUGUAUAAUCACAUUUUAUUAGGGAUGCACCGAAUCCAGGAUUCGGUUCGGGAUUCAGCCAGGUUUCUGCCUUUUUCAGCAGGAUUCGGCCAAAUCCUUCUGCUCGGUCGAACCGAAUCCUAAUUUGCAUAUGCAAAUUGGGGACAGGCAGGGAAAUCGCGUGACUUUUUGUCACAAAGGAAGUAAAAAAUGUUUUCAUCGUCCCGCCCCUAAUUUGCAUAUGCAAAUUCGGAAUCGGCCAAAUCUUUCACAAAGGAUUCGGGGGUUCGGCCCAAUCCAAAAUAUUGGAUUUGGUGCAGCCCUACAUUUUAUAGACUCGGCCAUUGUCCGUGCCUUACUGGCUAUCACCGUGCUUCCCUCCUGAUGUUUUAUUUCCCCUUAGCAUAGACGCAAAGAUCCUAUAAUACGAAUCGAGGAUUCGUACGAUUUUCGGACCGUGUGUGGAGAGUCCCGACAUUUUUCGUCUGGCGUAGAUCGGUCGUUUGGUCGAAUCGUAAUCUGAUCGUCCGGCCAUAGGGCCGAACGUUCAGAUUACCCCCGUUAUAGCCAUGCCCGUUAGUGGCAUAUCGGGGAAAGAUCGGCUCCUUUGGCGAUGGCGCCAAAAGAGCGGAUCUUUUUGUCUAUGGCCACCUUUAGUUUGGUUCACUGUUUUAUUAUUAUAGAGAAAAGGGAAAUAACAGCCUUUCUGUAAUUGACUUUUCCAGAUAAUGGGUUUCCAAAAAAAAAAAAAAAAAAAAGAAUUCCACACCUGUACUGGUUCAAUGUUUUGUUAUUUGACCAUCUCCCUCCCCCCGUGGAUGGCUGUGUCUCAGGCUUACAGAUGAGGAGGUUAUUAUAUUGGGUAUUUAAUGGUGGCUUUCCAUUUGAUUAAGUAUGUUCUUCUCCUCCCACCAAAAAAACCAGGUUGGAAAGGUCCUUUUAAUUUCACUGUUCUACACAGAACUCCGCAAGGUUCAAAUAGUUCAACUAUCAACAUUUCUUUUAGAUCAAAAGUAGCAAUUGACCAAUUGUGCAUCACAUGGGAGAAUGGGCUGUACGUCUUAAAGGGAAAGAGCAGGGGUGGGAAACAUUGGGAAAAGAAGAAUGGGGGAGGAAUAUAAGGAAAAGUGGAGGAGGAAUCGAGCAUGGGUGGAAAGCAUAAGUAAAAGGGGUGGAGCAAUGGAUUUUGGGUUGAAUUCAUAAGGGAAAUGGGAGGAGGAGAAUAAAUAGAAGAAUAGAAUAGAGUGUGGGUGGAAAGCAUAAGGAAAAGGGGUGGAGCAAUGGAUUUUGGGUUGAAUUCAUAAGGAAAAUGGGAGGAGGAGAAUAAAUAGAAGAAUAGACUGUGGGUGGUAAGCAUAAGUAAAAGGGGUGGUGCAAUGGAUUUUGGGUUGAACUCAUAAGGGAAAUGGGAGGAGGAGGAGGAGGGGAAUAAAUAGAAGAAUAGAGUGUGGGUGGAAAGCAUAAGGAAAAGGGGAGGAGGAAAAGAUCAUGGGCGGGAUUAUAAUGAAAAUGGUAGGAGGAAAAUGGGGAGAUGAAAAGAGCUUGAGUGGAAUAUAUAAGGGAAGAAGAGAGUGUGGGGAGAAUCAUAAGGAAAGUGAAGGUGGAAGAGAGUUCUCAUUAUAUUCCAGGUCAUGUUUCCUUUAAAUGGGAAAUUUACCAGGUUACUAUGAUUUUCUCCCCCCCCCCCCAUAAAGGGCCAAUAAUGUAGCAGGGACUUGCACAUCGUCUGCUGCUGAUCCCCCCGUGAGCCCAGGAUGGGGGGUAAAAUACUUUGUGACUUUUCUCUACUCUGAAAUGUGAAAAUAUUUGUAAUUAUUUAAAAUAAAACACUGUAUUCCUGA